Messenger RNA from Columba livia (rock pigeon), 4924 nucleotides. It is a transcript of the gene SLC26A8, whose product is annotated as solute carrier family 26 member 8. The record is from RefSeq and is a predicted model, not a curated record. NCBI's taxonomy places the organism in Eukaryota, Metazoa, Chordata, Aves, Columbiformes, Columbidae. Gene Ontology annotation, molecular function: bicarbonate transmembrane transporter activity; sulfate transmembrane transporter activity; oxalate transmembrane transporter activity. Bases 1165 to 3750 code for a protein of 861 amino acids. Gene Ontology annotation, cellular component: plasma membrane. Gene Ontology annotation, biological process: transmembrane transport. The transcript has 20 exons.
UGACCCAAUAUGGAGCCAGAGCGGCGACCUCUCGCGAGAGCGGCCCCGCGGGAGGGGCGGGGCCUGCCGGGCGGCGCCGGGUGCCGGCCCUGCGCGCGUCUGCCGGCCCUGCGCGCGUCUGCCGCUGCGCGCGGCGGGGGCAGCGCCGGUGGUUCCGUGAGGACCGCUUGAGUUCUCCGCAGCGUCCCCCUUAGGGUGUGCUGUAACUGAAGAAAGGAAAAUAGAUCAAAAACCUUACCUCAGGCAGCCCUUUGCAGGCCCACGGUAACCUGGCAGGGUCACUGGUGAAUCACAGCUUGUCAAGGUGUAUCUCAGGCUAAACUUGAGUGCCUCUUGAAGCCUUACAAGCUGGUAGUAACUGUUCUUGCAAGCUAAGGACAUGUUCCCUUCCGGUGGCUCCAAACCAGCAGUGAUGGGGAGAGCUGAGCUCUCCCUGCCCAGAUUUCCCAGUGUCCUGAUCUUUCUGCAUGUGUAUAGAGAAUAAGCUGUUUCUCAAUACUGUAAUAGUCCUUGCAAUAUCAAAGAUAUGCACGUUUGCUUUCAAGUACAUGCCUAAGACUCAGGUCACUAAGUACUGCAGGUUAAGCAUGCUUUGGAGUGGAGCCCAUGGUGUCUUUACCAGGCAGUAAGUACAGAAUGUCACACCAAAUAGCGUUAGGCAUUUGCACUUAAGGCCACUUGGCUUUUGAUGUCAAGCUUGAGAUGAGUGUUGUUAGGAGUACUGUGCAAGACAGGCACAUUCUGAAUGGGGUAUGGAAGCCUGCUUUUAAAACAUUGCCUUCCCACGUCAAAACUCCUCUCUCAACACAGCAUAACAGCAAGGGACCUUGCCCACUGCUGCUGUGAGUCGUCAUUGAAGUCCAAAUACCGGGAGCGAACAGCUGAAAGUUACCGCUACUUGCGUCUAAAAAGUGACUGCUUCUUGGCAUACAGGCGUUUUUAAUGCCUUUAGUUUGCAAACUCUAGCUUCUUGUUAGUUUUUCUUGUUGUAUUGCCUUGCCUUGAAAAGAAGUGGUUGUGCUCUACGAUGUCAAAACCAGCUAAGUCUUCAAAAGCUCAUACUGGUCUCACUGCCAAGAAAGGGAGCUUGCUUUGUGGUCUCCAGCAUUUGCUGUUCCUCUGGUUUUGACUGUGAUCAGAGCAGCCUGCAGGGUCCAAGGAGAAAUGCAGACCGAGGAGCACUUCCAGGCACACGUGGAAAGAAAACUGUCUUCUGCCUCGCAUGGAGCACCACAAAUCUCUCACGAGAACAGGCGGCUACAGUGCAGCUUCUCCUGGGGAAGGUUCAGAAAGAUCACACUCCAGAUGUUCCCUGUCCUGAACUGGCUGUUUUCGUAUCGGUUCAGAGAAUGGAUCUUGAGGGAUCUACAUGCAGGCCUAAGUGUUGGGAUGGUUCAGGUUCCUCAAGGGCUUUUAGGAGUUUGGCUGACCAGGUUACCUCUGCCAAAUGUGAACGGUUUCCUUUCUGCAUUCUGCUGCUCGAUGACAUAUGUUAUAUUUGGGACUUCACCUCAUAUCUCAAUUGGCUCGUUUAGCAUCCUAAAUGUGGUGGUGACAAACAUUCUGAAGACGCUUAACUUCAACCAAACAUUGUCCUCUAAUGGUUCCUUAGACAACUUCUCAGACCCUACUUUUAUGAAAGAUUACAUGGAGGCCUUAACAUUUACAGCAUCAAUAACAUUUUUUACUGGCAUAAUUCAGUUGCUCCUAGGCUGCUUCUGCCUGGGGUUUGUAACGUCUUAUGUGCCGAAGACUAUCAUUGAUGCUUACCUCACUGCAGCAGCGUUGCACGUAAUUGUAUCGCAGUUUGCCUUUAUCUUUGACAUCGUGCUUGAUUUCCACGAGGGCCCCCUUGGCAUUUUCUAUAACCUCUUUCAUUUCUUCCUGGCUCUCCCAAAGGCUAAUGCCACCAGCAUACUGCUGUUUUUAACCAGCACGGCUGCACUACGAAUCAGUACAUCUAUCAUGAUAAAUUAUAAACACAGUCUUAUUGCAUUUCCCAUGGAACUUCUCUUGAUUAUCACAGUCACCAUUAUUUCUAAUCGCAUUCAUCUUCAUGCUGCAUCUAGUAAUGCUGUGCUCAGUAUGAUUCCUCAGAGGUUUCUGCCUCCUACAUGGCCAGACUUAUCAAAGCCAAGCAAGAUCAUACCGCAUGCCUUCUCCCUUGCUAUUGUAAGCUAUUUCCUUCUUGUUUUUGUUGAAGACAGGUAUGCUUCGCUUCACAACUACCAUAUUGCCAGCAAUCAGGAGCUGAUAGCUGUGGGGCUAUGCAAUAUUUGCAGCUCAUUUUUCAAAAGCUUUGCUGUCAGCUCUGCUAUUUCUGGAACUGUCAUUCAAGAGAAGACAGGUGGAAGAACACAGUUAGCAGCAGCGAUUGGAGCAUCUGUGAUGCUGGUGACUGCGCUGAGACUGGGACACUUUUUCCAGAUGAUACCUAAUGGUAUAUUUGCUGCCAUUGUGGUAUUUAACGUGCUCCCUUUUCUUGAAAAGUUUCUGGACGUCCCCAUCCUGUGGAGACGGGACAAGUACCAUUUCGUUAUCUGGCUUGUAACUUUUGCUGCAGUGCUUUGUGCUGGUCUUGACGUCGGUUUAGCGAUCGCCAUGGGAUUCACAUUCUUCAUAAUCGCCAUUAGGUCACACAGAAUGAAGAUGGUGGUGCUGGGACAGAUUCCAAACACGAAUAUUUAUAGAAGUUUAUCCACCUACAGAACUGCAAGGGAGAUCGAAGGUAUCAAGAUCUUCCAGUGCUGUUCUUCCAUCUCUUUCGCAAACGUGAAUCACUUCAAAACCUAUUUGUUACACAAGAUGGACAUGAAAGCAGUGCCUCUAGAUGAAAGUGAAAUGAGGGCUUUAAUUUCACUUAGUGUGUCUGACACCGCAGUGGAAAGAAAAGAUCUGAAAUUCAUCUGUGUCUGUGAUCCACCUCUACAACCACCUACGGCACCAUUUACAGAGAAACUGGUGAAGCAACAUCACACAGACAGCAAUUCCGCAUCAUCUUCAGCUAAUUUGGUACAUUGGUCAAAGUAUGGAGACAAUCUCAGCUCUAGGACACUGUUGGUAGGAGCAGCCGAUGUGCAGUGUGUAUCCCCAGGCCCUAACGCCGGAUUUUGGACUGAAAAGGCCAAGGAUGAAGGGAGAGGAGCCUGCUGGUCACCAGGCUCUGCAAUAGAUAACUCCUCGGUGCGGUUAGAGCAAGAAGAACAGCCAAUGCAUUUGCCAUGUUCGGUUCACACCAUUAUUUUAGACUUCAGCAUGGUGCAAUUUGUGGAUUUGACAGGUUCAGAGUCACUGCGACAGAUCAUCUAUAUGUUUCACAAUAUUGGCAUUACAGUCCUUAUAGCUAGCUGUCACUACUCUGUGAUAACACACUUUGAGAAGAGUGAUUUCUUCGACAGCUGCGUCACCAAAGAAAUGUUCUUCCUAACUCUUCACGAUGCUGUGCUGGCUGCUUUGGGCAGGCAUCAAAAGCCAGAUGAGCUAGAACCUCCUGCCGAAGAGUUUCCUGAAGAACCACUAGCUGAACAGCAGAAGGAGAGACGUUUCCUUUUGAAGAAGAAUAAAGACUUUUUCUCUGCAACGAAUUCUGACAACAAACUUAUGCAUGAAGAGUCAAUAUCAGAUACCUCAAGCUCAGCCCAGAACAGCGCAGAACCAAGCUCUCGCUGGCAGUAUGGCACUCGGCCCCUUCAGUCGGAUUUCCAGGACACAAGCUGGGGGGAGAGGUGGAAGUAUACCAGCAAUCCCUGAGUUGCAAGUGUUGUGGAACUGGGAAUUCAGUAGAGAGGAAAAAGGUACAAUCUAAGCAACAGUUCUGGUGCUUAUCAGCCUUCAGUCCUCUUAUUUUUUUCUAUUCCAGAGUUCUCAAAAUAGACAGCCUGACUAAUAUCUCCAGUAAUUCUGCUCUUCUAAACAAAAAACAACAUUUUUGGUAUUGCUUUCAAGCAUUUUCAAGUGGAUAUGCUACCCAGAAAUGCUGAAAGCAGAGAAGUUUCAAUGUAUAAGAUCAUUCCUAGUUUUGUAGUUCAUUCUAGGAAAUUAUUUAUGUUUGUUUUCUGAAAUUUUGUAGAAGUUUAAACGUCCUAACUUAGCACUUACGUAUUUAUUGCUUGCUAGUAAGUAAAAUUAAUCCGCCAUAUUUCAACAGAUUACAUGCCUUAUUUUCAAAUGUAUUUAGAAUGAUGUGCAACUUCAAAGAAAACAUUUUGUUAUUACUCUUCAACACUGAGCUGAAGUUGAUAUUAUCUGCAUUAAAAUAAUGUUGUGUCCGUCCCUUAUUUCUUCCUCAGGCCCUUUCUAAUCCACCACAACUAAAUCCCAUAGUAUUUUUUUUAUGGCUUUGUAGUCCUUUACUGAAAUAGUGAAGAAUGGAGGGAUGUAUUCACUUUGUUCUGAAGAGCCAGGAAAAUUGUAGACUUAGAUACAGCUAGAACAAAAACCAAAAAAUAGCAUAGUUCUAUUUUCUGUAGGUCGGGCCCAGCGUUAGCUGCAGUAAUACCAGCACAGGGGCGUGAGCGUGGAUUCCACUGAAAGCAGCAGCAUUUAGCAGUUCCAAGAACACGCAUCACAAGGUUCCACUGUUCUCUCAUCUGGAGGAUUAUCCCAUGGCACAAAUUGCCUAGAAUGAAGACCCGCAGGUGAAUUACUUUUAGAUGGGUGGCCAGCACUGUGUAUAUACUCUAUUCAGACCCUAUUUUAAGGCAAAACUUGGAUUGAAAUGAUGGAUGUUUUGUGUAUAGAUCCUGUGGUCUGGGCUAAUUCAUUAACAUGAACAGCUCUAACUUUUGCUGCUGGGCAUUGUGUGGUAUCUGGAUGUGCCGUAACAGCAAGGCGGCUCCUCUGAAUUCUGCUGCUCCUGGCUGCUAAAUUGUAGCAAUGAUACAACAGCUAAUAGGAAUAUUAAAAUUAAACUGUCUGUAAUGCA